Micropterus salmoides (largemouth bass) is the source of this 1588-nucleotide messenger RNA. Its product is annotated as matrix metalloproteinase-19-like. Gene Ontology annotation, biological process: proteolysis; extracellular matrix organization; collagen catabolic process. The record is from RefSeq and is a predicted model, not a curated record. Gene Ontology annotation, molecular function: metalloendopeptidase activity; zinc ion binding. Gene Ontology annotation, cellular component: extracellular matrix. Bases 158 to 1588 code for a protein of 476 amino acids. The transcript is spliced from 9 exons. Lineage: Eukaryota; Metazoa; Chordata; Actinopteri; Centrarchiformes; Centrarchidae.
AAGUCACCAGCUUCAGCUCUGACAUGGUGAACACAGGGAAUGCACAGAGGAUGGACGUAGAUGGAACAGCUGCAGAUUUUAGCGAUGCUUAGAAAGAUCCAGAACUUGUUUAUAAUUUGAAACUUGCUGUGUUGGGAAUGUUUUGAUUUCCCUAGUAAUGGAAAAAGACCCAAACCAGAAAAUGGAAUUUAGACUGGAGAUAAUGGGACUUCUUGUUUUGCUGACAGCUGCUUCAUCCGUCGCCCUGAGCAGAGAAGAAUUUACAGAAGCGGUGGUGUAUUUAAAAACAUAUGGCUAUCUGCACAUCCCACUGGACGGUAAAGGCCAUAACCAUCCACCCGAGGAGAUAGUGGAAGCCCUAAGAAUUUUUCAGAAAGUGACAAACCUGCAAAUAUCAGGAAAACUAGAUUCAGCCACAUUGGCGAUGAUGAACAAACCUCGAUGUGGUGUGGAGGACGCCUUUAUUAACAAAUCUCUCAAAUAUCGAGUCCUGGGUUACUGGCGCAAGAAGAUGUUGACCUACCGCAUUUAUAAUUACACCCCUGACUUGGGUCAGGGAAAGACCCGUUUGGCCAUCCAGAAUGCAUUUAAGUACUGGAGUGACGUGUCACCUUUAAGGUUCAAGGAGUUGCAGCAAGGCAGAGCAGACAUCAAAAUCUCCUUUCACAGAAAAGACAAGACGUGUCCAGUGCCUUUUGAUGGGAGAGGUCAUGUUUUAGCCCACGCUGAUGCCCCUGAGUCAGGCAUAGUGCAUUUUGACAACGAUGAAGUGUGGACAGAAGGAAAGACCUACGGCUCCAACCUGAGGAUUGUUGCAGCCCAUGAGAUUGGCCAUGCUCUUGGCCUGGGACACUCUCAGUACCACAGUGCUCUGAUGGGACCUGUGUACAACGGAUACCGCUCCGACUUUAAGCUACAUCCAGAUGACAUACAAGGGAUCCAGGCUUUAUACGGAAAGCCAGAGAAGACUCCUCCGUCCAGGAAUCCAAGCCAGUUUGUGCCAGAAGGAGUUGUUCCAGAUCCCUGCAAGGCCACUCUAAAUGCAGUGAUGUUGGGUCCUUUGCGUAAGACUUAUGCUUUCAGUGGUCAGUACGUGUGGACGGUGUCCAGCUCUGGCUACAACAAUCCCAUCCUGAUCUCUGCACUGUGGAAGGAGCUGCCAGGGAGCCUGAAUGCAGCUGUUCACUCUCAGCGCACUGGCAAGUCAUAUUUUCUGAAAGAAGACAAAGUAUGGAGGUACACUGGCUUCAAACUUGACCAUGGCUUUCCCAAACGCUUGGCCAAUAUUCCUGCUAAUAUUGACUCAGCCUUGUAUUUCAACAAGAACAAAAAACUCAUCUUCUUCAAAGGCUCUGGAUACUGGCAGUGGGAUGAAAUUGGCCCGACAGAUUUCAGUUCAUAUCCCAAACCUAUUGGACAACUCUUCCACGGGUUACCCAGCAAUACUGAUGCUGCAUUAACAUGGACAAACGGUCACAUAUAUGUGUUUAAAGGCUCACAGUACUGGCGUGUAAACCAGAACCACCAAGCAGUGGAGAAGGCCUAUCCUCUGAGCACUGCUGCACACUGGAUGCAGUGUGACGACUGA